Clonostachys rhizophaga is the source of this 1941-nucleotide messenger RNA. NCBI's taxonomy places the organism in Eukaryota, Fungi, Ascomycota, Sordariomycetes, Hypocreales, Bionectriaceae. The record is from the annotation of a GenBank genome assembly.
AUGGAGCCUUGGAAGCGUAAACGGCCCGAGAUCCGACCUGCUGCCAUUGUCAUCACAGAUGUGAGAUCAGCACGCGAAGAAAUAAUAACAGCCGCAUCAGUGACCCCAGAUUCGGGACGAACCCCAACAACUCCAAACUUAGACUCACGGCACGAAGAUCACGCGACGACCUCACCGAGAAAGCGAAUAUACAUGGACGGAGAUAGGCUGGGCGUGGAUGGUCCAUGGCACGGCAGCAGGAGAGGUUCGCAGAACAGCCAUAUCACAUCGGCCACCUCGCCGAGUAGUGCUGCGGAUAGCUUCAUCUUCGAAUCGAGUCAAGAGUAUAUUAGUAUCAAAGGGGAUAGAAACGAGCUGGCGUAUUAUACAGAUGCGUCCAGCCCCGCGUAUCCUCAGGAACAAAUAUUCUGUGUUAGCGAUGCACCUCCACCGCAAGACUUUACCUCUCAGGUGCUGGCUCAGCAUGGAGCUCAGAUAGGCCGAGGAGACUGGAGAGCUGGUAGAAUAGGAACGCACAUGGCUGGUCGUCUGGCGGACGGCACUUUCUCCUCGGAAGAGAUACCAAGCAUUCGCGUAGCGGUACCUGAACAACCUCAGGGAUAUCAUGACUAUGGUAGCAUCCAUCAGACAAUCCCCUUGAUGAAGAGUGAACCUAUGCCAAAACCGACGAGGUAUCUAGAUCACGCCGGGGAUGGGCUGGGAAGGUUGAUGGGAAGCCAGAUAAUGAACAAGGCGCAAAGGCCCCCAAAUGAACAAGGAGGGGUUCAGCUGAACGCGGAAGUCCUGCUGCCAACGGCACCUCGGUUGCUCUCGAACAGGGUUGGGCCGCAGCCUAAAGACAUACAUAAAAGGGACGUGCCCGCCGUGCACAUGUCAGCGAGUUCUUCUGACCUAACGGAAGGCGGCCAAAAUCACCAACACAGGCAAGGCAACAAGGACGCAUCUGCUCGCAAAAUGAAGCCCCCUCCAUUGGAGGGCUUGAAACGAGAAGCCACGGAUCGAUCUGACUUCCAGACGCCAAAGCGGAUACGAGCCGGAGGGGGCCCGGAUGAGAACAGCGAGGUGAUAGACGACAGUGACCUCAACUCUCCCACCUGGGCGUGCCCGUUCUUCCGGCACGACCCUCUUGGUAACAUGAACUGCCUGAAGCUCAAGCUCAAGCGGAUAAGGGACGUCAAGCAGCACAUCCAAAGACGCCACAAUAAUUCCGGCAACUAUUGCCAGAAAUGCUGGGAGAGUUUCCCCAGUCGCAAGAAAAAGGAAGAGCACCUCAACUCUAAUAGUUGUGAGCCCAUCGACCAAUCGCUGUCGGUGAAGAAGGGCGGCAUAUCCGCGGAAGCGCAGGAGAAGCUGAAGCACCGCGCCCAGAGGAGUAAAUCGGGCGAUGAACAGUGGUAUGACGUGUACGACAUUGUCUUCAAAGGCCAGCAGGGCCCUGAUAGGAGUAGUCUUGAGCCGCAACUCGGCACUUUGAUUAUGGAAACCACGCGGUUGAUGCAGAGUUUUUGGAGGGAUGAGAAUGAGGACUGGUUUCCGGGAUAUCUAAGCAGACAACCGUUAGCGCAGGGCAUGGACCAAGAUGCGCUUCGUGGCCUAGUAGUUAAUGUUAUGGAAGAGAUACAUGUGCGGUUCGAGGAGAGGAUUCGAGGUAGCAGCCCUCCCAGUAGGUGGGAUAACGUCGCCGUCCCGGCUCUUGAGGCGCCGCCUUCUGCUAUGGUAUCGCCAACUACUGCAUUCGCGACCACGGCUAACUCUCAGGAUGUGAGUCUCAUUGGGUGCCACUUGCAGCACGAGAUGACACAACGCCCGAGCGAGAUAUGCGACGAUGAUCAAUAUCUUUACUAUAUUGAUCCGAAUUCUAGCCUUGCUAAUGCUGAUGAAUACCUCCCAUUUCAUGAAGCUAAUGCUUCAUUCAAUAAUGCUUAUGAUAUGGGAGGAUGA